AUGUCAACCCACACGCCCUCCCCGCACCGCUUCCUAGCACCCAAGUCGCCUUCGACCCAAAAGCUGAAGAAACCCCAAUCCGGUCUGCGCAACGCUCUCGCUGUACAAACACCAGCAUCUACCAAACCAGCGCAGCCAAAAUCUGAGCUAUCGCUUAAGAAACUGACGCCUGCGAAACGUUUUGUACUUGCGCCGCCACGACCAGCAGUCGGAGUCGUCAAGGAGAAACGCGGUGAGGCACACGAGGACACAUUCACCCUCUCCACGCCGCUUGCAAAGCCGCGAAGGAAAUUCGAGCGGAUAGAAAGCAUAGAGGAACCAUCUCAAUCAAGCCAGUCAGGGCAGGAUGAGAAUGGUGAGCCUAUUAUACAGUCCAUUGAAGGUGGAGACACACAGCUGGGCCAUUGGGUAGAACAAGAAGCAGACCGGGAAGAUGACAUGCUUUUCGAAUCUGUCCAAACGAACAAGCGUCGUCGCAUCUCUCCAGAAAGCUCUCCUUCGCUCCAAGGACUGUCUGAACCCUCUACACCGGUACCCGUAUCAAACGCAAAGAUGCACCGUUUCAAAGUUCCCCCACCACAUACCCCUGCGCCAUUUCCCAGCAUUGCAGCAGUGACGUCCAUGCCAGCCGCUGCGCCGCAACGUCCACAUUUCAUACUUCCCGCGCUACCUACAUCGCCACCAAAGCCCUCCCGACCGCUCCCUGAGAUCUUCUCUCCUUCGCGCAAGAACGGCAAAUACAUACCCAACGGUCUAGCAUCGACAGUGACGAGCUGGAUCAUAGAGACGGCAAACACUGGUUUUGCGGCGCAGGACAGGAGUGCUAUCGUCUGUGGUCGUGAUAAGGAGGAUGGCGUUAAGUUGCGAGUAAUGGUGACCGACCUGUCGAGAGGCGGGGACCGACCGCAGAAAGAUGGUAAAGUGGAGUGUUAUUCAGGCGGCAUCGUCUUUGUACGUGCCAAUACCAAGCCUGGCAUGUAUAAUGCUUCGAGAGCAGGGAGUACAGGUGCUGAAGAUAGCCCGAUAAGAAUCUUGCUAGCUGGUCAAGGCGGUGCUAGAGCCUCGGGAGGUGUGCUCGUCAAGACGGGGAGCGUGGUCGGUAUUCGCGCACCCAUGUGGGAAGUUGAUGUUGGAGAGGAUAGGUGGACAGUGGCCGUGGACUGGGUGCUAUUAUGA
Molecule: messenger RNA, 1176 nt
Organism: Alternaria burnsii
Lineage: Eukaryota; Fungi; Ascomycota; Dothideomycetes; Pleosporales; Pleosporaceae
Exons: 1
Coding region: 1-1176 (391 amino acids)
Source: RefSeq, a predicted model, not a curated record